This is a messenger RNA of Syngnathoides biaculeatus (alligator pipefish), 2988 nucleotides long. RefSeq names its product receptor accessory protein 2 (gene reep2). Gene Ontology annotation, cellular component: endoplasmic reticulum membrane; cytoplasmic microtubule; endoplasmic reticulum tubular network. Gene Ontology annotation, biological process: endoplasmic reticulum tubular network organization. NCBI's taxonomy places the organism in Eukaryota, Metazoa, Chordata, Actinopteri, Syngnathiformes, Syngnathidae. The transcript is spliced from 8 exons. Bases 219 to 1373 code for a protein of 384 amino acids. Gene Ontology annotation, molecular function: microtubule binding; taste receptor binding. The record is from RefSeq and is a predicted model, not a curated record.
AGGGACAAUCGAGAGCAUCCUCCGCAACAGCAUCAAACAAAGCAGAUGAAAUUUUAACAGUAAAUACAUUGUAUAAUCGUUUGUCAUUUUUACUUUUGGUAGGUGUGGAUGAAAUUCAGUAUCAGAUUUCGUGCUUUUUGUUGUUUUUUUUUUGCACUUGAUAUAUUUUAUACAAAUUGAUACAGGGCCUCCCAAAAUCCAAAUGUUUAUAGUGCCCCAUGGAGGCGUUGGGCGGCUCUGUUUGUGCGAGUGAAUGGGAGGGGCGGCCAAGGCAUCCUUUUGCUUUAAGAAGCACGCACACUUGCAGCAGUUUCACACAGCGACGCAAACGCGAAACAGCUUCCAGCCCGACACACUGCAGCACCUCUUUGACCGCUGCCGCACCGCAGCUGACGGUCGGCGGAUUCGCACCCACCUCCCCUCCCCGUCUUCGCCACAAGCCGCGUCCACGAGCGGUAUGGGGGCGGCCAGGGCCCACCACUAGCGAGUCACCGGUUCAACCUCGAGGCAGAGAGAGGGCCAGCGACCGCACGUCCAGCAAGAUGGUGUCGUGGAUGAUUUCGAGGAUGGUUGUCUUGGCCUUUGGGACCCUCUAUCCAGCGUAUGCAUCAUACAAGGCUGUCAAAACGAAGAAUGUGAAGGAAUAUGUGAAGUGGAUGAUGUACUGGAUAGUAUUUGCCUUGUUCUCUACUGCAGAGACGGCCACAGACUUGUUCCUAUCCUGGUUUCCUUUUUAUUUUGAGUUGAAGAUCGCCUUUGUGAUCUGGCUCUUGUCCCCAUACACCAAGGGCUCCAGUGUUCUGUAUCGCAAAUUUGUCCACCCAACCUUGUCCAACAAGGAGAAGGAGAUUGAUGAUUAUAUUGCACAGGCCAAAGACAGGAGUUAUGAAACCAUGAUGAGAUUUGGAAAGAGGGGUCUGAACUUGGCUGCUAAUGCUGCCGUCACUGCAGCCACCAAGGGACAGGGUGUGUUGUCAGACAAGUUACGCAGUUUUAGCAUGCAGGACCUGACACUCAUAAACGCCGACGAUGAGCUGUCUCUGCACUCUUCAGACGGUCGCAUGAGACGAGACUCUGUAGACGACAUGAGCUCAGGGGCCAGCACGCUUCCCCGGGCCAAGAGCGCCGCUACACGACAGACUCGGUCUAUGGCUCACAUGUCCCUUGCAGAUGAUAUCUCAUCCCAACACAGCUCAGACCUAUCAGAUGCAAAAACUGAACACUCUGAUGAGGAUCCAGGGGAAAAGGCCCCAAAGCGGACCACUACCGCAAAGACAACCAAGAAACCUGCAGUAAAGACGGAGGCACAAUGCAAGAUGGUGAAGAAGGCACCAAAGAAAAAGACCAUAUCCAGUGCAGAGACACCCCCAUGAGGCCCUCUAUGUCUGCAGGCAUACACUCUCCACCCACAGCCUCGCAGCAACCCCACCUACGUCUGGUCUCCACAUGAACACAAACAUGAAGCACCAAAUGCUGUCUGAAUUUAGUUUUUGAUAUUUCCCCACUCUGUGGGUCUCUUAAUUUGUGUCUCUGUGUCGUGAGCAUUCCCAAGGGUUCUUAUAACCUUUUUAUUUAAAAGUUAUAUUCGUGUUCCUUUCUCAUUUUAGAUGUGACUGUAUUAGAUGGGAAAAUAACCUGACCAGUAUGAAGACUGACAUGCAUUAGGCAAGUAGCACAAAUUAUGAUUCCUACGACUCCUUAUUUUUUAAAUUGGCCCUGCCACCCAAGAGAUUGUCUGCUUUAAAGUUAAUCUGGCUCAGCAAUGGCUUCCUUCCUCUCCAACUCUCUAAUUGUCCACUGAAGCAGCAAAUGUUGGUUGGCUUCAUUUCUGAGUUCUGAAGUGGGAUGAGGUUUUGAUCAUUUGUCUGCUGGACUUGAUUUUAUGUAGUUAUUCCAACUUUUGUAUGGUUGAAAGUCUGGAAAAAGGCAGCACGAUAAUUCCUGUGUUGAGUUUGCAUGCUCUCCCAGUCCUUGUGUGGAUUUUCUCCAGGGACUUUGGCUUCCGCCUACAUUUCCAAAACAAGCCUGUUGGGUCUCUUGAAGACUAAAUUGCCCGUUGGUCAUAAUGUGACUGAGAAUAGUUUGUUUUUCUUUAUGCGGCCUGCAAUUGGCUGGCAAAGAGUUGAGCAAUCACCCCACCUCUCACCCAAAUUUUGCUGGGACAGGCUCCAGCUCAUGCAUGUCUCCAAGAAGGACUUGCACUCUAGAAAAUAGCUAGGGAGAGGGGUGCUAUUUCUACACAUUUCCAUUCAUAUCACUUCUAUUGCUCAGGUGUGACUGCUGUAUUAAUUUAUUUGGCUCUUUAACAGCAGUUAAGUCUUCUCAUCCCCUUUUUGUUUACUAUCCAAAGAGAGUUUUGGGGCUUGGCUGGGGUAUUUCUGGUUCCCAGGGCUCCACAGGUGUUCCACCAGGCCACCACUCUAUUGGGUUCAGUUUUCUUUCGCUGUUGCUGCUGCUCUAAUGGGAUUUUAAGCAUGAUGCUAAAAGUGUGAAGCAAGGUAAAAGCAGUAGAGGGAGACAAAGUCCCCCUCUACUGCUGUUGAUGUAAAUAGAAAAAAAAACGACUGUAAAUAUAUUGCGAGUUGGCUUGCCUUAUUCUCUGGGCUUUAAGCUGUUGUCUUAUCCAGCAUUUUCAGGUCAAUAUCUUGAUCAAGUACAGUUUUAAAAGUGGAGGGUCAUUUAUUUUCCAAUGAAGUUGUUUAUGAGUGUUUUUAACUUUGUGUUCAAAGACUUAAUCCUCUAUUACACGGCAACCUUUACACUUUGCUUUCCUUUAGAACCUGAUUGACUGGAAGAUCUGCUACUGGAAUACUUAAACAAAAAGUUUUAAAUUUUUGUUUACAUUCAAUUUAUAGUAGUAUUGUACACUGAUUAUAUGUAUAGUUGUGCAAAUUCUUAAAACUCCAUCGCAAUCACAAAUGUGUGUGUGUUGGAAUGGUAUCUUCAUGUAUCAGUAUUAAAACUGCUAAUAAAGGAGAAUGGAUUGAC